Molecule: messenger RNA, 4767 nt
Organism: Vollenhovia emeryi
Lineage: Eukaryota; Metazoa; Arthropoda; Insecta; Hymenoptera; Formicidae
Product: protein dachsous-like
Exons: 11
Coding region: 140-4504 (1454 amino acids)
Biological process (GO): homophilic cell-cell adhesion
Cellular component (GO): plasma membrane
Molecular function (GO): calcium ion binding
Source: RefSeq, a predicted model, not a curated record
GGCCGGCCUGAAGAGCAUCGUCGACGCCGAAGUCAAGAUCACCAUCUCCUCCGCCGGGCACAGAAUCGCCACUUGCGAGAAACCGUAUUACACCGUUACGGUCAAGGAGAACGUCCCGCAAAACACCGCCGUCGACAUUAUGAAGAACACCGCGACAGUGCCAGCCUCACCAACGGGCGAACGGCCAAGCAGGUUUUAUCUGGCAAGAGAGGAAGCUGAUCUCUCGUUGGAUCCCAAUACGGGGAUGCUGCGGAUUCGACAGCCGUUCGAUCGGGAAUCACGUGACAAAUACAUUCUCAGCAUCGAGGCACGUAAUGGCGGCUCGGUUGGAUAUUGCCAGAUGGAAUUGAUCGUAGAAGACGUGAACGACAACGCGCCGUCGUUUCGAACGAGCACCGUCCGCAUCUCGGUGCCAGAGUCGCACCCUCUCCACGUACCCCUGUACGUGGCGCAUGCCAUCGACCCCGACAUUACGUCGUCGCUGUCAAUACGCUACGUCCUCCGUCAGAACAGCAACAAUCUGUUCGGGAUAGUCGAGGACACUGGCGAGCUCUAUUUGGCGAAGCGAUUGGAUUACGAGACCCAGCAGAGGCAUGGCCUCUUGAUAAGUGCCCUGGACGGCGCCGAGCUCUCGUCUAACCUCAGCCUGAGCGUCGAGGUGCAGGACGUGAAUGACAACCCCCCAGUGUUCGAGAGGAACGAGUAUCACGUGGAGGUUCCCGAAGGCGCCAGGCUCGAUUCCCAGAUUCUUCAGGUGACAGCGGUGGAUCUGGACACUGGAAAUAACGCGAGACUGAGUUACCGUCUUCAAGGCUCCACCGCUUUUCGCAUCAGCCCCAACACCGGCUGGAUCUACCUGGCGCAGAGCUUGGAUCGCGAGACUCUCGAUCGGCACGCUCUGACGGUCCUCGCAACCGACAACGGCUCACCCGCGGCGACCGCGAGUGCUUCCGUGCUGGUGAUGGUCCUAGACGAGAACGACAACGAUCCACAGUUCGAAAAGGACUUCUACGGAUUCGAGCUGCUCGAGAAUCUACCCUCGGGCAUUCUGGUGGGCUCCGUGAGCGCCAACGAUCCCGACAUCGGCAAGAACUCGCUUCUCAGAUACGCAGUGGUCCAGGCUAACAGCAGCUUCACCGUCGAUCCAGACACAGGCGAGAUCACCACGCGCGAGCCGCUCGACCGUGAAACGAAGAGCGUCCACGAGCUGGUGCUGGAGGCGCGAGACCAAGGGACACCGUCGAGAGCAGCCAGAGUGUCUCUGAAGGUCACGGUACUGGACGUCAACGACAACUCGCCCGAGAUCGUCGAUCCUCAGGGGGACGUGGUCAGCGUCAGGGAGGAGCAGCCGCCGGGAACGGAGGUCGCCAAAGUGCGGGCGCUGGACACGGACCUCGGCGAGAACGCCUCGGUGACGUACAGCAUCACGAAAGACCGAGACUCGGACGGCUACAAUGUCUUCACCAUCGACCCGAUCACCGGCAUGAUCAGGACCAAGGCCGUGCUCGAUCACGAGGAGCGCAACGUGUACCGGGUGUCCGUAAGGGCGGCCGACGCCGGUCAUCCGCCGCGACACAGCGAGCGCGUGUUGCGAGUCGAAGUUCUGGCACUCGCGGAUAACCGGCCGACCUUCACCAGCAGCAGCCUCACCUUUAACGUGCGCGAGGACGCGAGUAUCGGACACGCAGUGGGAUCGGUAUCGGGAGCGGGUCCUGCGGGUCGAGUGGCCUUCACUUUGGACUCGCUAACGCCGAUCAGCGAGUUUCCGGCUUUCGACGUCGACCGCAGCUCGGGCCAGCUGGUAGUCGCUCACUCGCUCGAUCGCGAGAAUGUAAGCGAGUAUCACUUGGAGAUCCGCGCGUUAGACACGACUUCGCUCGGGAAUCCUCAAAGCAUCGCUGUUUCCGUGAAGAUCGUCAUAGAGGAUGCCAAUGACAAUUCGCCGAGUUGGCCGCAAGAUCCGAUUAUCGUUCGCGUGUCCGAGAGAGCAGCGAUUGGCUCCACCAUUUACAACCUCACGGCCAGCGACCUCGACAGCGGCUUGAACGGAGAACUCAGAUACAGUCUUGUAGCCGAGUUCCCAUCUAAGGGCUGCUUCACCGUGGACUCGCUGACCGGCGCCUUGACGCUGGCCAAGCAACUGGAUAGGGAAGAGAGGGCGGAAUACACUCUGAUUCUCAAAGCAUCGGACCGGGCGUUACCAGGGGAGCAGCUGGCCUCUACAGUCACCGCGAGAGUCAUCGUUCUCGAUCAGAACGACAACGAUCCCGUCUUCGUCGCGCCAGAGUUCACCAAGAUAAACGUCGCGGCGAAUUUUCCGCCUGGUGCUAGCCUGGUAAGAGUCGUUGCCGUGGACAGGGACUCUGGCGACAACGGUCGGAUAUCUUAUGUGAUAACAUCGGGCAACGAGGAGUCGCGGUUCACCGUGGGCUAUGAAUCGGGUAUCGUGAGCCUCACGAAACCCAUCACGAAGCCCGCGAAUCUCGAGAUCACGGCCAACGAUCAUGGGUCGCCACCCCGCAAGGCCGUGCUGAAGCUGAGUCUGAACCCGGUGGCGGCGCAGACAAGCGGACCUCCUCGGCUACUGUUGCCUAACCCGAUCGCUAAGAUUUCUGAGACACUCCACAUUGGGGGACACGUGGCGAACGUUGCGGGACCAGCGAUUGCGGAUCAAGGUAAUGUCACCUUCAGCAUCCCGAGCAACAUAGCAUCGAAUAUGUUCGUCAUAACACCCAACGGUGAAGUCAUUCUUAAGAGAAUCUUGGAUCGCGAGGAAGUUGCGCGCUACUCAGUCUCCAUCCUAGCGAGGUCCAACAAGCUUCUGGACAUCACGACUCUGGAAGUGAUAGUGUUGGACGAGAACGAUAACAAGCCAGAAUUUCGGCCGGGUUCUUGUUACACCCUCGCCGUGCCGGAGAAUCUGAAGACCUCCGUGAUCCACACCGUGGCCGCGAACGAUCUCGACGAAGGGAAGAACGGCGAGAUCUCCUACAGUAUCGUAGGCGGCAACAUCGGCGCCAAAUUCGCGUUGGACCCGAACACGGGGGUGUUGUCAAUGUCGAAUCUGGAUCGCGAGACCGUGCCCAAGUACGUUCUGACGAUCUUGGCCAAGGACAAGGGAAGAUCGAGCCAGGAGGUGCACUGCAACCUCACCGUCGUCGUCCUGGACAUCAACGACAAUGCUCCGAUUUUCGUGCAGAAUCAGUACACCGGGUCCAGCUCGCACGGCUUCCCAUACGGAUCGUCGAACUAUCCGGCGAAUUACCAUCUCGCCAAGUACGUGACGACCAUCUCGGAGGACGUCCCGCCGGACUCGAGCGUGAUGUCCGUGAAGGCGACUGAUCCGGACCAGGGUGUGAACGGGAAGAUCACGUACGCCAUCUUCGAGGAGACCAGCUGGCUCUUCAGGGUCGACAACCUGACCGGCGUCGUUACUACGGCCGGCCCACUGGACCGUGAACGCCAAAGCAGUUACACUUUCUUCGUGGUUGCCACGGAUAGCGGCAGAUACGACGCAAAAAGCACGUCAAUACUCGUCGAAAUAAAUGUCAGCGACGUAAACGAUAACGCGCCGAUUUUCGAGGAGUACCCCUUUCGGACACGUGUACCUAUCGGCACGCAGCCGGGUCAGAACAUCCUCCGGGUGUCGGCCAAAGAUGCCGACGACGGCGCAAACGGUGAUAUCGUGUACUCAUUGAUAAACGAGCAGGAGAAACCGAAAUUCAGGAUACACCCUAGCACCGGUGAGGUAACGGCAAGUUUGUCGUUGUCGCAAGAUAAUGGUAAGACGUAUCACCUGGAAGUGCUGGCCCAGGACAAAGGUAACCCGCCCAAGAGCGCAAAGGGUUUAAUCGAACUCCAAGUCGGCGAUCUCACGGAUCUGACUCCCAGCCUGAAGUUCCAGAAUGACACGUACAACGUAGUCGUUCAGGAAAACUCGGCGGCCGGCACGGAGAUUGUCAAGAUCACCGCGGUGCGUACCGAUGGGAGGAGGCAGCAUGUCACCUAUUCGAUCGCGUCGGGAAACGACUAUGAUACUUUCGCGAUCGACGAGGACACCGGUCUGUUACGGGUCAACGAUCCUACCAGGCUGGACGCGGAGCUCUGGAACGACUUGACGAUAAAGCCCGAUAACGAGCUGCCGGACGACGCGGCGCGCACCAAUUCGUGGGGUAGAUCCUUGGAGGGCCAGCAGCCGAAGGAAGAGCCCAGGGAGAGCUCGAGACAUAUUCUCAACGUAGCGGCGAGGACGGCGGGCCAGGAGGUCCUGGAGGCGUAUGUCAAAGUGAUCGUCAGGUUGUCCGAUGUCAACGAUAAUCCACCAAUCUUUACGCAAAUACAGUACUCGGCCACUGUACUCGAGGGCAAUACCAAAGGAGACUUUGUCAUAAAGGUGAAAGAACUUUAUCAUAGUUUUCACGUUUAUAUUUGGUGCAUUACACCUCUUUGCACAAUGAAACAAGGUAUUAAAAUACGAAGCGAAGUUACACGCACAUUUUCUUAAAAAUGUGUCUUCGUGACGCUUUGAAAUAGGCCUCUCAACUCGCGUAAAGAUACACAGUCGGUCUCGCUACUUUCUCUAUGAGGAAGCAAUACAUAUGUGAUGUAUAAAAAUCUAUUAGGGAAUUAUUCUCAUGAAGAAAGGGUCUAAAGGAAAACACGAUAUACAAUUAAGAUUACGCAAAGGUGCAAAUAUUUAUUUGUACUUUACCUGUCGUAUAUGUAUCAAAGUUUAGAUAUAAAAAUAUAGAUGAUAUAAAAAUAUAU